This is a messenger RNA of Rotaria socialis, 585 nucleotides long. The record is from the annotation of a GenBank genome assembly. NCBI's taxonomy places the organism in Eukaryota, Metazoa, Rotifera, Eurotatoria, Philodinida, Philodinidae.
AUGGGUAAUCAACAACAUCAUCAACUAGAAGAAGAUUUGUCAUUGAAUGAUUAUCGAUAUUUAAUGAAACAAACACAUCUAACACCCUAUGUUAUUCAAGGUUGGUAUCGAGAAUUUAUAACUGUAUGUCCCAAUGGUCAAUUGAGCAAACAUCAAUUUAUUAAAUUUUAUAAAGACUUGGAAAAUUCUACGACAAAAAAUGUUGAAUCUAUUGCUGAAAAUGUUUUUCAAGUAUUUGAUCAUAAUGGUAAUCAAAGCAUUGAUUUUAAAGAAUUUCUUAUUUCUUACGCAUUAACAUCUGUUGGUGAACCACUCGAUAAAUUACAAUAUACAUUUUCAUUAUUUGACACUGAUAAUUCUCAAACAAUCGAGCCAACUGAAAUGAUCGAAUUAUUACGAAAACUUUUCACCAUAACACGAAAUAAAAUGUAUCAAAGCUCGCCAGAAUGUGUUGCCUACGACAUAUUUCGUACAUUGGAUCUUGAUCAAAAUCAAUCGUUAUCAAAAGAUGAAUUUAUCAAUGGUUGUCUUCAAAACAGUGCUAUCAGACUUGUACUUUCACCAUUCGAAUCUAGUUAUCAAUAA